UCCACUAUUUUGGAUCUAAUCCACGAGGGGAAUCCUCGGGAGAAACACCGCCAUGAAUGGCGGGAGACGAGUAAUUUCCAAUCCAAAAGUUCCUUUCCGUUUACUCUAAAGUCAGUUGUAUCUCAACGUUCACUUCAACGGUCAACUGCGUUCAUGGAUUCUCACCCAAUGCUCUUUACAAAUCCGGCGUUUGUUAUCCGAUGCUAUCCCCAUUCCGAUCAUAUGUAAAAUCCCGCCACCGCCAUACCCUAGCGAAGUUCAAAUCUCGUCUCGAUUCUCUCCUCCGUUUCGUCUCUGCUUUCAAUCCAAUGGCCGAGUCCAACUCCUCCGGCGAUGCACCGCCGUUCGAUCCUUCAGUUCCAUCAAUUCCGAUCUCUUACCCGCUGAAAACUCUGGAAGAGCUCGAGUCUAGAUCCUACUUCGACUCCUUUCACUUCCCGUUCAACAAGGCCUCCGUCAAGCUCCCCGCAGCUCCCGCCGGCCCGCUGCCGGAGCGGCCGAGGAUUCUGGUUUGUCACGACAUGGAGGGAGGGUACCUUGAUGAUAAGUGGAUACAGGGCGGUAGUAAUCCCGAUGCUUAUGCUAUAUGGCAUUGGUAUUUGAUGGAUGUGUUCGUUUACUUCUCGCACAAUUUGGUUACUCUGCCGCCUCCUUGCUGGACCAACACUGCUCACAAGCAUGGCGUUAAGGUACUUGGGACUUUUAUCCUGGAGUGGGAUGAAGGGGUAAUUAUUGCUGACAAACUACUAUCAACAAAGGAUUCAGCUUUCAUGUAUGCCGAGCGACUAACUGAGCUUGCUGUUGCUUUAGGCUUUGAUGGCUGGCUGAUUAACAUGGAAGUUAAGCUGGAUGUUGGACAGAUCCCUAACCUGAUAGAAUUUGUCAACCAUUUAACCGAGACCAUGCAUUCCUCAGUCCCUGAAUCUUUGGUUAUAUGGUAUGAUAGUGUUACCACUGAUGGCAGUCUUCUCUGGCAAGAUCAAUUAAAUGAAAAAAAUAAGCCUUUUUUUGAUGUAUGUGAUGGCAUAUUCGUUAACUAUACGUGGAAGGAAAGUUACCCUAUGGAAUCAGCUGCUGUUGCUGGUGAAAGAAAGUAUGAUGUCUACAUGGGAAUUGAUGUUUUUGGAAGAAAUACUUAUGGUGGUGGGCAAUGGACUACAAAUGCAGCCCUUGAUGUGAUUAAGAAGGAUAAUGUUUCGGCAGCCAUAUUUGCCCCUGGAUGGGUGUAUGAGACUAAGCAGCCACCUGAUUUUCAGACUGCUCAAAAUCGUUGGUGGGGGCUUGUAGAGAAAUCCUGGGGCAUUUCACAGAAGUAUCCCCAAGUGCUUCCAUUUUACUCAAAUUUUGAUCAGGGUCAUGGUAACCAUGUUUUUAUUGAUGGAGUGCAAAUACUAGAUGCUCCUUGGAACAACAUUUCUUUACAAAGCUUCCAGCCAUUCCUUGUUUCUGGAGAAUCUACAACCGGCACAAUUGAAGUUUUUGUUGAUUUUAAGGAAGGAUCUUAUAGUGGUGGAGGGAACAUCACGUUUAGAGGAACUCUUGACAAAAGUGCUCAUUUCAGAACAAGGUUAUUCGAGGGAAACCUUCUUUUGGGAGAUUCACCAUUGAACUUCACAUAUUCUGUAAAAUCUAGCGGGAGCUCGUUCAUAGGUCUUUCUCUUCUCUUCUCGUCUGCAUCCAACGAGAAAAAGUCAGUAUUGUUAGCAUCUAGCAGCGAUCCCUUGCACACAUACGACCAUUUAGCAAGUCACUUUGACAGCGUUAUCAUGCCCCACCAAGUCACAAAGCAUGGAGCAAAACCGGGAUGGGUUGUACAAGAAAGUUCUAUAGCGAUGGAUGGAUACACAUUAACAGAAAUCGGUGCCACGUGUUAUAAGCUCAAGACUGAACCUACUUCUGAGCCUGAACAGACAACAUCCUCUUCUGGUUCAUCAGACUACCAUGCAGUUCUUGGGCACAUUGCAGUCAGAACUCCUGAAACGAACCCGAUCUUACCACCCGCGAAUUCAUGGCUCAUUGAUAGCAGAUAUGUUGCAUGGUCUUCAGGCUCAAGGAAACUCAGUUUGAUGCUUACGUGGCAACUGAAAAAUGGGAAUGCUGAUCUGUCCAUGCAGUACAACAUACAUGUCCAGAAAGUAACCAAAUCCUCAAAUGAAGAACUCAACAAUGGGGUUAGAGGAGCCCAGUUUCUUGGAGCUGCAAUGGUUGAGGCCUUUUAUAUCUCUGAUCUGGAGAUUCCAGAUGGAACAUCCACUCUCAAAUUCAUCAUCCAAGUCACCAUUGAUGGAAUUUCCCAGAAGCUAGAAGAUUCUCCAUCUUAUCAGCUGAAUGUUCAACAAGAUUCAUAAUAUCAGUAUACUGCAUUUCAUGAUAUAACAUCUUUCCUGUCAAUUUAUGUAUACCUAAAAUAAAAACAAAAAGAAAUGUUUUUAGAUUUC
This is a messenger RNA of Ipomoea nil (Japanese morning glory), 2438 nucleotides long. RefSeq names its product cytosolic endo-beta-N-acetylglucosaminidase 1. Gene Ontology annotation, cellular component: cytoplasm. Lineage: Eukaryota; Viridiplantae; Streptophyta; Magnoliopsida; Solanales; Convolvulaceae. Gene Ontology annotation, molecular function: mannosyl-glycoprotein endo-beta-N-acetylglucosaminidase activity. The record is from RefSeq and is a predicted model, not a curated record. Bases 201 to 2348 code for a protein of 715 amino acids. The transcript is spliced from 11 exons. Gene Ontology annotation, biological process: protein deglycosylation.